Molecule: messenger RNA, 764 nt
Organism: Cheilinus undulatus (humphead wrasse)
Lineage: Eukaryota; Metazoa; Chordata; Actinopteri; Labriformes; Labridae
Gene: lsm8
Product: LSM8 homolog, U6 small nuclear RNA associated
Exons: 4
Coding region: 181-471 (96 amino acids)
Biological process (GO): mRNA splicing, via spliceosome
Cellular component (GO): U4/U6 x U5 tri-snRNP complex; precatalytic spliceosome; U6 snRNP
Molecular function (GO): RNA binding
Source: RefSeq, a predicted model, not a curated record
UCUCCAGCCUUCCCCGUGGGUCGGUGUUUGAUUGCUCCUGCCUUUACCCCGUUGUGUUGCCGCUGUUAUCCGCUGCCGUUCCUCCGUUACGUUUCUUCAGCGUUUCAUCGUCCUCUCAUCGGUGGAACCGUUACACCGACUUCUCUGCUGGAUAAAUAAAGCCCGAGUCCGGCAGGAAGCAUGUCCACCGCCCUGGAGAGCUACAUCAACCGUACUGUGGCCAUCAUCACCUCAGACGGCAGGAUGAUUGUGGGCACACUGAAAGGCUUCGAUCAGACCAUCAACCUGAUCCUGGACGAGAGUCACGAGCGAGUGUUCAGCUCCAGCCAGGGCGUGGAGCAGGUGGUGCUGGGACUUUACAUCGUCAGAGGAGACAACGUCGCUGUGAUCGGAGAGAUCGAUGAGGAGACGGACUCCACUCUGGAUUUAGGAAACAUCCGAGCCGAGCCGCUCAACUCUGUCGUCCACUGACCUCUGACCCCCUACUCUCUGUCUCCAUGACCUGUUCGUUGUGCAUCCAGGAGUCUGUUUUCAGAAGGUUCACUGAGAUCUCAGAUCAACACAUCGGGACAGGUUAAAGAUUAAAAUAAGCUGAUUUUUUUUCAUUUAUCUCAGUGAACCUUCUCUUAAACACAGACUCCUUUUCAUUUGUUUGUAUUUUUAUAAAUGAACAUUAACUGAGGGAGCUGUUAGAUUGACUUUUUAUGCGUCGAGCCGUUUGUUUUGUCAGAUUGUUUAAUAAAGUUCCAUUUCUGAUAUUUUGA